Messenger RNA from Oncorhynchus kisutch (coho salmon), 5510 nucleotides. Its product is annotated as up-regulator of cell proliferation-like. Lineage: Eukaryota; Metazoa; Chordata; Actinopteri; Salmoniformes; Salmonidae. Gene Ontology annotation, molecular function: protein binding; GTP binding; GTPase activity. The record is from RefSeq and is a predicted model, not a curated record. The transcript has 8 exons. Bases 268 to 3918 code for a protein of 1216 amino acids.
UUUAAAGCGGGAGUUGUUUAUCCAAAUUCUGUCCUGUUAGAAACUGAAAGUAAAUUCGACAACUUUUCUCUCUUCCUUUUGCUUCAUCCCAGGUUUUUCGACUUGUAAGACAGCAGGAGAAAUGAUUGAUAUGGGACCAGACCAGUCCUCUUCCUCUUCAGGAUUGUGAGACUUCCUCUCUGAGAGUUAUAAUGAGUUAUCAUCAGAUUGAUAUGGGACCAGACCAGUCCUCUUCAGGAUUGUGAGGUCUCCUCUCUGAGAGUUAUAAUGAGUUAUCAUCAGGGGGCUGAGGGUGAAGCCAUCCCUAAAAAAAGACGUAAAGUUGGGUCACCAAACAAGGAUCUUGAUGAGACCAUGGACCCUGAUAUGAAGAGGUCUUGUACUACUAGGGGCCCUCCAGAGAGCGCAGAGUCUAUUUCCUCUGGUUUUCUAUCAAUGAAGACUGAGCGAUCCAUGGAUAUCCCUAUUAAUAUCAAAGGAACAGACUCUCCACAAAACAAAGGGCCAGGAGCGGUACCAUGUGAUAUCUGCUCUGAGGUCCAAGCUGUGAAGUUCUGUCAGACCUGCAGUGUGUCCUACUGUGAGACCCACAUCAGACAGCACUAUACAAUACCUAAACUAAAGAGACACACGCUGGUGGAUGUGACUGGAGACCUGGUGCAGAAACUCUGUCAACAUGACUACAGUCCUCUGGAGGUGUUCUGCAGGACAGACCAGAUGCUGAUCUGCAGUCAGUGUGCAGAGACAAACCACAAAGGACAUGAUACCACCAUCCAUGAGAUAAAGAAAGCAGGAAGACAGCCUAAGAGUUUUGAUAGAGACCAACACACAACGUUGGCCGCGGAUGAUGUGCUGCCCCCUCCUGGUGACAUCCAGGUCCUGUUGCUGACGUCAGACUCUGUGUCUCUGAGCUGGAGUUCUCCUAAAGGAUUGAAGGGACCACAGAAGUUCAGAGUGACCUGGGGUUGUGACGUGGAACCGUGCAGUAUAGGGGUGAAAAAUGUUCAUGAAGUUGAAAUAAGCAGACUCAACCCUGGUAAAAAGUACCAGUUCAGUGUGGCUACAGAGGGAGAAGAUGGAAGCCAAAGCAGAUGGAUCUCAGCAUCCCUAUCCGCAGUACCUCCUGCUCCAGACCAGCUGACUGUUGACUUAGUGGAUGCCACAUCAGCUGCUGUUAGCUGGAGCCAGCCACCAGGAUUGGACCAAACCCAACAUCAUUACCAGAUCUCCUACACCUGUCCAGGGACAGAACCACACAUCACUACCACAUCUUCACACAGCAUCACUCUCUGUGACCUGCAAGGUGGUACUCAGUACUCUGUCUCUGUCUGUACUGUGCUGGAAGAUGGAAGGAAAAGUCAACUGGUGUUAACAACCCUCACCACAAGAUCCUAUCUGAUGGAUCUGUUGUCAAAGGCUGGACUAGAAGAUCAUUAUGAAAACAAGCUGACGUUAAGUACUGUCCUUGAGAUAAAUGCUGAUACUACAUCAGAUGAACCUCUUACCACUAUGCAGUCACUUCCAGGGGCCUUCCUUAAGAAAUUAAUGAUGGCAAAUCUGAAUGCUAGGAGUGUCAAAUGUAUGUCCACUGAUGCAGAAGUUUCAUUUCUGGGUACAGACCGUUUUGAGAAUCUAAAAAGUGACUCUGCUAACAGUAAUGUCAUUAAUCCACUGGACCUGAUCACUGCCCUGUUUCUGUGUUCAGAUGGUUUCCUGCAGCAGGAGAUGGUCCAGAAAAUGUCCAUGUGUCAGUUUGCUGUUCCUCUUCUGCUGCUCAACUGUGACACAGAACAAAUCACUUUGAUGCUGUGGGCCUUGAGGGACAUAGUGAAGAAGUUUAGACUCUCUUCCCAAACAUCCACAAAGGCUUUUGUGGAGGAGAGAAUUGUACUCUCUGAUAUUCCCAUGGUGUCCUUUGUUAGGUUAGGUGAGAUUAGAGUGUCCAAGUCUCAGAUCUUGAACAAAUUGCUUAGUAACCCUCAGCAGUACCAUGAUACAUUUGUUCAUCGUGAUAUGGAAUGUGGCGACAUCCCUCAUAGAAUCUCAGAUGGUCUGGUUGAAAUCAGCUGGUACCUUCCAUGUGGGAACAGAAACAUAGACAUCUUCACUAAGCCUGUGGCGGUUGCCAAUCUCAGAGGAGACAUCAGGUCCUUUGAAAAACAGUUCUCCUUUCUGUGUCAAACAUCAGCUGCAGUUUACAUUUUCACUGAUGAUUUAAAGGCAUAUCUCAAUUUGUUGAAAAGCAAAAACACAAAAGCAAAGAUAUUUCUGGUCGUCAACUCUCAAAGAAAAUCAUUCAGAGUAGACACAUUAAAACAAAUGAUCACAAACUGCAGUAUCAAUGACCAAAAUGUGAUUGUCAAGAAAAAGAAAAACGAUGCAGAAUUUGUCAAAACGCUGCAAUCAUCUGUUGGUGACAUCAUUGAAAAUAGUCCAGACCGGUUGACAGUGGAAAACAUGACUGACAUAGCUCGUCACAGUGGGAUUCUGGUUGAUGAAGACCGCCAUGACUGUCAGAGUGCCAGGAAGAUGGCAGAUGAAAUCACCAGCAACAUCAGAGACACAGUCAAAUUUAAAGACAAACAGCUACCCUUACAAGGGAAAAUCUGGAAAAAGCUUUCCCAGUUGGAGAAAGAGAGAUGUAGACUGAGAAAACAAGGGGAUCAAGACAGUCCUCUGAAUACAAAGGAGGAAGAGCUGAGAGAGAAACAACACACAUUUGACAUGUCAGAUGCAAUGGCAAGCUUCAUUUUAGGAUUGUCAGGUUCAGGAGCGGAGCGUUCCUAUUUCCUCAAAUGGAUGCGGAUAAAUCUGGACAAUCUGUCACCAAAGAACCUGUCUGCUUUGCGGGACCAGUACAAAGCUCUUUGCCAAUAUUCUCCGGAGAGAAAAGACGACAUUAAAGAUUUGGAUAAGCAAUUAUCUGACUGUUCCUUGGGUCUUGAACACUUCCUGCGUGAGUUGGGCCAGUUAUAUGAAGCUGCCUGCUCCCUCCCUGAAGACAGUCCUCAAAGGAAACAGAUGGAGCAUCUCCCUGGAUUGUGUGCUCAGAUGCUGUUGGAUGGUUUCCCCAUUGAGCUUGUGGAUGGAGAUGCAUCAAAUAUCCCUCUGAAAUGGAUUUCAGCUGUUCUGACUCAGCUUCAUACUCUUGUGGACUCUAACAGUAAGAUCCUGGUUGUCUCAGUUUUAGGGGUCCAAAGCACUGGGAAGUCCACUCUCCUCAACACCAUGUUUGGGGUCCAGUUUGCUGUCAGCAGUGGAAGAUGCACCAGAGGGGCCUUCAUGCUGCUGAUUAAAGUCAACAAAGAACUCAAGGAGGAGCUGAAAUGUGACUUCAUCAUGAUCAUUGACACAGAGGGGUUGAAAUCACCAGAGUUGGCUCAACUAGAUGAUAGUCAUGAACAUGACAAUGAACUGGCCACACUGGUGAUAGGACUCAGUGAUGUCACUAUCAUCAACAUCUCCAUGGAGAACUCCACAGAGAUGAAAGACAUUCUGCAGAUUGUUGUUCAUACCUUCCUCAGGAUGAAGGAAUUGGGGAAGAAGCCGAUAUGUCAUUUUGUGCACCAGAAUGUGUCAGACAUGUCUGCUCAUGACAACAACAUGAGAGAGCGGAAGAAGUUGUUGGAACAGUUGAAUGAAAUGACCCAGGCAGCAGCCAGAAUGGAGAAGAAGGAGAAUAUCACUAAGUUCACUGAUGUGAUGGAGUAUGAUCCAGACACAAGCAGCUGCUACAUCCCAGGACUCUGGCAUGGGACUCCCCCUAUGGCUCCAGUCAAUGCUGGAUACAGUGAGGCUGUGUAUGAUUUCAAAAAGAGCUUGAUGCAAGAUUUAAUCAAAUGCCAGAGUAAUGAUGACAUGACACAUUUCCUGAAGUGGACAGAAAGCUUGUGGGAGUCUGUCAAAUUGGAUAAAUGAAUUGUAAGUGUCAGAAACAGCUUGGUUGCAGAUGCAUACACCAGUUAAUGCUUUAAGUACAAUGGUUGGAACGGUCCUUCAAGAAGGACAUUUAUUCCUGGAUAAUGGGUGCUGAAAGCAGAAUAUAAAACAGAUCCAAACCCCCAAAUGAGCAUAUGAAUCGUGCUGAAGGACUUGUCCUGUCAUCCCAAUGGUGGAAGCAGCUUAUUACUGUCACUAGGACAGCAGAAUCCCUGCCCAUCAGGUUCUAAGUGUUCUAAGUUACCAGUUAGAAUAGUAGAAUACACAACAAGGUGCAAUUUAGAAAUGUGGUUUUAUAUCAGCAGUUUUUCUCUUGUUAUGUAAGUCACUGACAGUCAGUCAUUUAGCCCAUGUCAGCAAAACAAAGAUUGCUAAGUUAGUUUAGCGGCCAGCUAUCUAAACUAUUAUGGUUGAAUUACCUGCUGGGGUCUCCUAUUGAUUUUGUCAGUCUAACGCCAAUAUUAUAUAUUUUUUAAAUGUAAUUAAAAAAUGAUAUUACAUUAAAUCAAAUGUAUUUGUAAAGCUCUUUUACAUCAGCAGAUAAUUAUACACAAACUCAGCCUAAAAGCCCAAACAGCAAGCAAUGCAGACGUAGAGUCACGGUGGCUAGAAAAAACUCCCUAGAAAGGCAGGAACCUAGUAAGAAACCUAGAGGAACCAGGCUCUGAGGGGUGGCUAGUCCUCUUCUGGCUGUGCUGGGUGGAGAUUAUAAUCAUACUGUUGACUACUAGUUGACUUGGACUGGGGUAUGAAGACAAAUCUCAACAUUAGAAAAAAUAUAUUCAUAUAAUUUGUAUAAACAGCUGGAUUAAAAUUAAAUGAAGAUUAUGCUCAUUGGGAUGAAACAAGGAUAUAUAUUUACAAGAGGGAAGUGUAACUAAUUAUGAAAGAAAGGUCAUUUUGUUUGUUUGAGCUUCGAUAUUGUAUAUUAUCUUUUAGUUUGAUUUAGUUUGAUCUUGUAUAUCAUUCAUACAGUCUUUGAAGGAAUAGCCCAGUGAUGGACUAAAGGGGUCCAUAGAUCAGUGCAGACUGUACAUACUGUGAUUGUAAAUAUUGUCCAUUAGAUUUACCCCCAUACAGAUGUGAUUCUAAAUGUAAUGCUAUGUUUUACACCUUUACAAAAAGCCUCUGAAACAGAUACAUACAUACUUGUUUAAGGCUUUUGUAUGUUUGUAAGCAGAGAACAUCUUAGUCCUCAUCUUAUGAAAGGAAGUUGCAUUAAGGGCUACUUUAGUUGCAUGUUAAAAUAUUCAUUUCCGUCAACAAGUUCAUUAUUCCAUUGUUUGUUUAUUUGCCUGAGAUUUGUCAAAUGUAAAGAAUGUAAACACAUCUGAUUUCAUAAAAACAUAUCUGCCUUAUUUGCCUUUAGAGAAAUGCAUAACCAAUGAUUCAUCACCUACAGGACAUUUUUUAUAUAUCUAAUUUCAAAAUCCCAGCAUUAUUUUAUUGUAGAAAAAUCCAUGUAUCAUAUCCUAUGAUUAUCCUAUGAUUAAUAUACUUAUCAUCAUACUAACAACAAUGUACACCACUUAUCAUCGAAGGACUUUUUAAAUAAAAACUGUUCAUUGAGA